This is a messenger RNA of Fulvia fulva, 1329 nucleotides long. Its product is annotated as putative cysteine protease atg4. The record is from RefSeq and is a predicted model, not a curated record. NCBI's taxonomy places the organism in Eukaryota, Fungi, Ascomycota, Dothideomycetes, Mycosphaerellales, Mycosphaerellaceae. Bases 1 to 1329 code for a protein of 442 amino acids. The transcript has 2 exons. Gene Ontology annotation, molecular function: protein-phosphatidylethanolamide deconjugating activity.
AUGAACGAGUUCGCCCGCUUCUCCAAGCGAGCCGUUGACUACAUCUUCGACCGGCCCGUCAGGAACGAGGACUCGUCGCCGAUAUGGUGCCUUGGGCGAUCCUACGAGUCUGGCUAUGAAGCAUCAAGACCACCUACUGCCUCUGGCACCUCGCCAUCAUCACAAUCCGAUGCAUCACAUGCCGACUCGGCGAUAGUCACACAAUCCUCAACAUUACCAGCGUCGACCAAGGCAGAAGAGCAGGGAGAGGCCAACGAUGAAGAGCUGGUCAAAAGCUUCGAUCAGGUGCAGCUAUCAAAGUCUAUGGAUGAGGAAGAUCUAGGAUGGCCUUCAGAGUUCCUUGAAGACGUCGAGUCGAGGAUCUGGUUGACAUAUCGGAACAACUUCCCACCUAUACCCAAGUCGAGCGAAGCAGCUGCCACUUCGGCUAUGUCAUUCACGACGAAGCUACGGAACUUCGCCAACAAAGACGGCUUUACCUCAGACACCGGCUGGGGUUGCAUGAUCAGAAGUGGACAAUCCUUGCUUGCGAACGCGAUACUGGUACAGAGGCUGGGUAGAAACUGGAGGAGAGGAGACCACGAACGGCAGUACAAGGACAUCCUAUCUCUCUUUGCGGACACUCCAGAGUCUCCACUGUCGAUACACAAGUUCGUGGAGCACGGAGCUCAAGCUUGUGGGACCUAUCCCGGGGAGUGGUUCGGCCCAAACGCGACUGCUAGAUGCAUACGUGCGCUUACAGAGAAGUACCACGAAGCCGGCCUCCAAGUCUACGCCCGACCGAAUGACAGCGACGUCUACGUUGACUCCCUCAUGCAGACCGCAACACAGAAAGACGCAGACGACAACUUCCAGCCCACCUUAAUCGUUCUCGGAAUCCGCCUUGGAAUCGAGAAAGUCACACCCGCCUAUCACGCCGCCCUCAAGGCAGCUCUCGAACUCCCUCAAAGCGUCGGGAUCGCAGGCGGCAGACCCAGCAGCAGCCACUACUUCAUCGGCCACCAAGGCGACAACUUCUUCUACCUCGACCCGCACUACACCAGAACCAUGCUAUCACCCCAGCCCUCCACAGAAGAUAUCGAAACCUGCCACACUAGACGUGUCCGAAGGCUGAGCAUCGCAGAAAUGGACCCCUCCAUGCUCCUCGGAUUCCUGGUCAGAUCGAAAGAGGAGUUCGAAGAAUGGAGGAAAGCAGUUUCCGAGAUGCCUGGAAAGGCGAUUAUUCAUAUCCACGAGACAGAGCCAAAGUAUGCGACCGGGAACGAGCGCGCUGGAGCCGUAGAUGAGGUCGAGACGCUGGAAGAAUCGUUGGAUGAGGAUGAUUUGUGA